GGCAGAUUAUGCGAUGAACAAUCUACUGAUUUCCAAAAGAGGACCUUGGACUCAGAUAUGGAGAUUCUCAUACCCAUUGUUACACAGUCAAUGGUCCUUUUGUUGAAUAAAACAACCUUCCAUUUGUGAUAAUAUUUGCUCGCCUGGUCUGGCAUGUAUGCACAGCGACUUUUCACUCAUGGUACAAAGAGCAGUGGGAGGAGAGAACGACUCUGUCUUUCAUUAGGCUGCAGAGAGCAGAGCAGUCAGGUAACAGUCACCAUGGUCGGCACGCUGCUCCUGCUUUGGAUCGGAUUCUUCCUGCUCUUCUUCCUCUACAGGUCUCAGAGGCCCAGAAACUUCCCCCCAGGUCCACAGCCGAUACCAAUCUUUGGGAAUCUGCUGCAGUUAACCUUGGAUAAUCCCAUCGAGGACCUGAAGAAGCUAUCAGCGCAAUAUGGGAAGGUGUUUUCUUUAUAUUUUGGAGGAAGGCCUGCUGUGGUAAUCAAUGGCCUGCAGGCAAUGAAAGAAGCAAUGGUCACCAAGUCUGUGGAUUUCGCAGGCAGACCCCAAGGUCUCCUGGUCAGUCACGUCACCGAGGGAAAAGGUGUCAUACUGGCUGACUAUGGUCCCAGCUGGAGGGAACACAGACGUUUUGCCCUCAUGACCCUCAGGAACUUUGGUCUGGGGAAAAAGUCAAUGGAAGAGAGGAUCCUGGAUGAGAUUUCGUAUGUUAUUACAUGUUUGGACAGAAGUGUUGGACGGUCCAUGAGCCCACAGACUCUAUUCCACAAAGCUGCUUCCAACAUAAUCUGUUCCAUCAUUUUUGGAAUUCGAUAUGAUCAUGACGACAAAUAUCUUCAGGAUAUGAUUCGUAUGUUGACAGAGAAUGCCAAGAUUUUCAAUGGACCAUGGGCUAUGAUCUACGAUGCUCUGCCCCUGGUCCGCAGCUUCCCACUGCCUUUCCAAAAGGCUUUUCAGAACACUGCUGUGUUGAAGAAGAUGGCUGCAGACAUGAUCACUCAACACAAAAGCACACGUGACCCUGGAGAGCCACGGGAUUUAGUUGACUGCUAUUUGGAUGAAAUCGAAAAGAGAGCUGACAAAGACUCUCCUUUCUGUGAAGACCAAUUAAUAAUCUACAUUCUGGACAUCUACAUCGCUGGGACAGACACCACCUCCAACACUAUGCUGUUUGCUUUGCUCUACCUUAUGACCAACCCAGACGUUCAGGCAAGCUGUCAGCAGGAGAUUGAUACUGUACUUGGGGAAAAAACCACUGUGUCUUAUGAGGACAGACACAAGAUGCCCUACAUACAGGCCACGAUCCACGAAGCUCAGCGUCUGGCCAACAUGGCACCUUUCAGUGUCUUUCAUUCUACUACCAAAGACACCCAGCUUAUGGGCUACAACAUCCCUAAGGGGACCCUCAUUAUUCAGAACCUUUCCACUGUCCUGCAUGACGAGGGCCACUGGAAGUUCCCCCACGACUUUAAUCCCGCCAACUUCCUGAAUGAGCAGGGCGAGUUCGUGAAGCCUGACGCCUUCAUGCCCUUCUCCGUGGGGCCUCGUGUUUGCCUGGGGGAAAGCCUGGCCCGCAUGGAGCUGUUCCUCUUUUUGGUGACUCUGUUACGCCGUUACCAGUUUGUUUGGCCUGAGGAUGCCGGGGUGCCGGACCUCAGCCCUGUGUGGGGUGUGACGCUGUCACCAAAACCCUACAAACUGGGGGUCAGGCUCAGGGGAGACAAGACAGGUUGAAGACGUCAUGGAAGCCAAUGACUACAUACCAAGCCUCACUCAUCACAAUAAAACUAGUGUGUUGUAUUCGACAAAUCUUUGUGUUUAUAUUUAGAAGAAAUGAAAAAUGACCAGAAUAGACUAAUACUCAGUUCAAGAGAAAGUCAAAAACGAUACAAAAUCUUCUUACGUAUCAGCAUCUUUUGUCUUAAAUGUUGUAUUUGAAGCAGUAAACUUUGUGAAAAUCAA
Brienomyrus brachyistius is the source of this 1965-nucleotide messenger RNA. Its product is annotated as cytochrome P450 2F2-like. NCBI's taxonomy places the organism in Eukaryota, Metazoa, Chordata, Actinopteri, Osteoglossiformes, Mormyridae. The record is from RefSeq and is a predicted model, not a curated record. Gene Ontology annotation, cellular component: cytoplasm; intracellular membrane-bounded organelle. Gene Ontology annotation, biological process: xenobiotic metabolic process. Bases 154 to 1737 code for a protein of 527 amino acids. Gene Ontology annotation, molecular function: heme binding; iron ion binding; oxidoreductase activity, acting on paired donors, with incorporation or reduction of molecular oxygen, reduced flavin or flavoprotein as one donor, and incorporation of one atom of oxygen. The transcript is spliced from 10 exons.